AUGGAAGGAGCUAAAGAGGAAGUACCACCACAACAGACUGAGCAGAAGCCAGUUGACAAGAAGCAGAUGCAACAACACAAGCAGGCACCAAAGGAGAAGAAGGAGAAGGCCCCAAAGGUCCAGCUUGUCCUCGCCAACCCAGAGUACGUCGUUGAGAGAAUCAAGAUUUGGGAUGAGCUCAAGGCUAAGCAUGAUGCUGAGAUUGCCAACUUGCCCGAUGUACCAAUCAAGGUAACCAUGCCAGACGGAAGUGUUCGUGACGCUUUGGCCGGUAAGACCACCCCAUUGGCCAUUGCCAAGUCGAUCUCCAACAGUCUUGCCAACUCGAUCGUGUCGUCCACCGUGAACGACCAGGUUUGGGACAUUGCCAGACCACUCGAGAAGGACUGCAACCUCGUCCUGUGCAAGUUUGACACUGAGGCCGGAAAGAAGACCUUCUGGCAUUCAUCUGCUCACAUCCUUGGUCAAGCCAUGGAGAAGGUCUACGGUGGUCAACUCUGCAUUGGACCAGCCACCAACGAAGGCUUCUACUACGAUAUGGCUAUGACUGACAAGAUUGUGUCAUCUGAUGACUUUGCAACCAUUGUUGAGGUUGCCAACAAGAUCAUUCAGGAGAAGCAGCCAUUCGAGAGAUUGCAUGUGCCACGUGACACUGCCCUCGAGCUGUUCAAGUACAACAAAUACAAGAAGGAGAUUAUCUCCAAGAUCCCCGCCGAGGACACCGUCUCUCUGUACCGUUGUGGCACCUUGGUCGACCUCUGCCGUGGCCCACACGUUCCCAACACUGGAUACGUCAAGGCCUUCAACGUCGUCAAGAACUCCAGUGCCUACUGGCUCGGCAAGGCCGAGAACGACCCAUUGCAGCGUGUCUACGGUAUUGCCUUCCCCGACAAGAAGCAGAUGGACGAGUACGAGAACUUCAUGAAGGAGGCUGCCCUUCGCGACCACAGGAACGUCGGCAAGAACCAGGAGCUGUUCUUCUUCCACCCAUUCAGCCCGGGCUGCGCCUUCUUCCUGCCACACGGCGCCAGGAUCUACAACAAGUUGGUGGAGUUCAUUCGCCAGGAGUAUCACAGGAGAGGAUUCACUGAGGUCAUCACCCCGACCAUGUUCUCGCAGCAGCUGUGGGAGAAGUCGGGUCAUUGGGCCAAGUACAACGAGAACAUGUUCAACCUCAAGUGCGACGAUCAGAACUACUCUCUCAAGCCAAUGAACUGCCCCAGCCAUUGUCUGAUGUUUGCCAACAGAUCGCGCUCAUACCGUGAGCUGCCCAUCCGUUUCGCCGACUUUGGUGUGCUGCACAGAAACGAGCUGGCCGGCGCCCUCACCGGUCUCACCCGUGUGCGCAAGUUCCAGCAGGACGACGCCCACAUCUUCUGUACCCAGGAGAUGAUCGAGUCGGAGAUCAACAACUGUCUCAUGUUCAUGAACCACGUCUACGGUAUCUUUGGCUUUGAGUUCACCCUCGAGCUGUCCACUCGCCCAGAGAACCAUCUCGGCGAGGCUUCCCAGUGGGACAUGGCUGAGAACCAGCUCCGUGACGCCCUCAACAAGUUUGGCAAGCCAUGGAAGCUCAACCCAGGUGAUGGCGCCUUCUACGGCCCCAAGAUCGACAUCCACAUCACCGACGUGUUGAAGAGAUCUCAUCAGUGCGCCACUAUCCAGCUGGACUUCCAGCUGCCAAUCCGUUUCGAGCUCGAGUACAUGGGCAGCGGACCAGAGGAGCGCCACCGUCCCGUCAUCAUCCAUCGUGCCAUCCUCGGCUCCGUGGAGAGAAUGAUGGCCAUUCUCAUCGAGCACACUGGUGGCAAGUGGCCAUUCUGGCUGUCGCCACGCCAGGUGCUGGUGGCCACCGUCAGCGAGAAGUACAUCGAGUACGGCCAGCAGGUGGCUGCGUCGCUCACCGACGCCGGCUUCUUCUGUGAGGUGGACGUCUCUGACAAGACCCUCCCCAAGAAGAUCCGUGAGGCUCAGCUCGCUCAGUACAACUACAUCCUUGUGGUUGGUGAGGAGGAGACCACCAACAAGACCGUCAAUGUUCGCACCCGUGAUAACGCCGUUCGUGGCUCUAUCUCUGUUCAGGCUCUGAUUGACGAGUUGAAGCAAGUCUCCAAGGAGUUCAAAUAA
This is a messenger RNA of Acytostelium subglobosum LB1, 2127 nucleotides long. RefSeq lists its product as hypothetical. The transcript has 3 exons. Gene Ontology annotation, biological process: threonyl-tRNA aminoacylation. Gene Ontology annotation, cellular component: cytoplasm. The coding region runs from base 1 to 2127 and encodes 708 amino acids. Gene Ontology annotation, molecular function: ATP binding; threonine-tRNA ligase activity. The record is from RefSeq and is a predicted model, not a curated record. NCBI's taxonomy places the organism in Eukaryota, Evosea, Eumycetozoa, Acytosteliales, Acytosteliaceae.